Molecule: messenger RNA, 375 nt
Organism: Lobosporangium transversale
Lineage: Eukaryota; Fungi; Mortierellomycota; Mortierellomycetes; Mortierellales; Mortierellaceae
Exons: 1
Coding region: 1-375 (124 amino acids)
Source: RefSeq, a predicted model, not a curated record
AUGGCUACUCAGCUAACACUGUAUUGUGUCAAGGAAGGCGAAAGCCUUUACGACGCCUUCCCUAUCGAGCUCUCUUCAAACCUCAAAGUGGAUGCGCUCAGGGAUGAGCUCAAGAAAAAGAAAGCACCUGAAUUUGACAAUGUUGCUGCUAACACGCUUGCCCUCUGGCAAGUCUCGAUACCAAUCUUCCAAGAUGCUGAUGAUACUCCAAUCGUUCUCGAUAAUGUCCCAAGCAAGAAGAGGCUUUUACCUACAUCAACACUUUCUGAAGCGCUUGGAGAAGAAGAAGAAGCAAGAGAAACGAUUUGCGUCAUUUUCCAUUCAACACGCAAUGGUACUGAUACAGUGGUCAUCAAAAGUCAUUCAAUGAAUUAG